Messenger RNA from Silurus meridionalis, 3009 nucleotides. It is a transcript of the gene rps6ka3b, whose product is annotated as ribosomal protein S6 kinase, polypeptide 3b. The transcript has 23 exons. Gene Ontology annotation, biological process: intracellular signal transduction; protein phosphorylation. NCBI's taxonomy places the organism in Eukaryota, Metazoa, Chordata, Actinopteri, Siluriformes, Siluridae. Gene Ontology annotation, molecular function: magnesium ion binding; ATP binding; ribosomal protein S6 kinase activity. The coding region runs from base 327 to 2606 and encodes 759 amino acids. The record is from RefSeq and is a predicted model, not a curated record.
UGCGGGGUUGAAAGGGAGAGACAGGGAGAGAGAGAGAGAGAGAGAGAGAGAGGGCGGGAGGAAGCGCAGCGGGGAAGCGAGGAGGAGAAAACCGAGUGGUGGCGGCGUUUUCGGUGUUACUCCAGAGCGCAGCCCGGCGCUUCCAUCUCCACUCAGCGCGGGACUUUUCACUCCGACUUCCGGCUCUCCAGGAGCGACCAGGGCUUCUGAGGUCAUCACGUGCCGCUUCUGAGAAAGCUAUUUGUGUGUGUGUGUGUGUGUGUGUGUGUGUGUGUGUGUGUGUGUGUGUCUGUGUCCGUGUCCGUGUCCGGCUUGGAGUAGGCAACAUGCCGCUGGCGCAGCUGGCUGACCCGUGGCGGAAGAUGGCCAUAGGGAUUGAGAAUCAUUACAGCAGCCUUCCAGAGAUCGUCACGUCCAGUGAUUUACAUCGUGACUCGCCUUCUGUAUUGGAUCUGGACACACAGCAGGUUCUGGAGGACUCUUUAGGAGACGAUGACAACCUGCCAUGUCAAGAUGACGUUCCGGUGAAGGAGAUCAGCAUCACGCAUCACGUCAAAGAGGGAUCCGAGAAGGCCGACCCCCAGCAGUUCGAGCUGCGCAAGGUCCUGGGUCAGGGCUCCUUCGGAAAGGUGUUUCUGGUGAAGAAGAUCACCGGGCCGGAUGCAGGACAGCUGUACGCCAUGAAGGUGCUGAAAAAAGCAACGCUGAAAGUCCGCGAUCGUGUCAGGACUAAGAUGGAGCGAGACAUCCUGGUGGAGGUGAAUCACCCGUUCAUCGUUAAGCUGCACUACGCAUUCCAGACGGAGGGAAAGCUUUAUCUGAUUCUCGACUUCCUGAGAGGAGGAGAUCUGUUCACUCGUCUGUCCAAAGAGGUGAUGUUCACUGAGGAGGAUGUGAAGUUUUACCUGGCCGAGCUGGCUUUAGCACUGGACCAUCUGCACAGCUUGGGAAUCAUCUACCGGGACCUCAAACCAGAGAACAUCCUGCUGGAUGAUGAAGGACACAUCAAACUGACCGACUUCGGCCUGAGUAAGGAGUCGAUCGAUCACGAGAACAAGGCGUACUCGUUCUGCGGGACGGUGGAGUACAUGGCUCCCGAGGUGGUGAACCGGCGAGGCCACACCCACAGCGCCGACUGGUGGUCGUACGGCGUGCUCAUGUUUGAGAUGUUAACUGGAACGCUUCCCUUCCAAGGCAAGGACCGCAAAGAGACCAUGACCAUGAUCCUAAAGGCUAAGCUGGGCAUGCCUCAGUUCCUCAGCUUGGAGGCUCAGAGUCUCCUCCGCAACCUGUUUAAACGGAACCCCUCUAACCGGCUGGGUGCAGGUCCAGACGGAGUUGAAGAAAUAAAGAGACACCACUUUUACGCUUCUAUUGACUGGAACAAAUUAUACAGACGAGAGCUUCAUCCUCCUUUCAAACCUGCUUCUGGGAGACCUGACGACACGUUUUACUUCGACCAAGAAUUCACAGCGAAAACCCCCAAAGAUUCACCAGGUGUGCCCCCUAGUGCCAAUGCUCAUCAGCUCUUCAGAGGUUUCAGCUUUGUGGCCAUCAGCUCAGAAGAGGAAACGCAGCCAUUGCAGAGUAACGUGAGCUCUAUAGUGCAGCAGCUUCACAGGAACACGUCUCAGUUCGCCGACUUGUACGAUGUGAAGGAGGACAUCGGCGUCGGCUCGUACUCCAUCUGCAAACGCUGCAUUCAGAAAAGCACCAGCAUGGAGUACGCUGUCAAGAUCAUCAAUAAAGCCAAAAGGGAUCCAAACGAGGAGGUGGAAAUCCUCUUGCGCUAUGGCCAGCAUCCAAACAUCAUCACACUGAAGGAUGUGUAUGACGACGGCCGCUCGGUUUUCCUGGUGACUGAGCUGCUUAAAGGAGGAGAGCUGCUGGAUAAAAUCCUCCGCCAGAAGUUCUUCUCUGAGAGGGAGGCCAGUGCAGUGCUCUACACCAUCACCAAGACUGUGGAGUACCUUCAUACACAAGGGGUGGUCCACAGAGACCUCAAACCGAGUAAUAUUCUUUACGUGGACGAAUCCGGAAACCCCGAGUCCAUCCGGAUCUGCGACUUUGGCUUUGCCAAGCAGCUGAGGGCGGAGAACGGCCUCCUGAUGACGCCAUGCUACACGGCUAACUUUGUAGCACCGGAGGUGCUGAAGAAGCAGGGUUACGACGCUGCGUGUGAUAUCUGGAGUCUGGGAGUUCUUCUCUACACAAUGCUUACAGGCUUCACUCCGUUCGCUAACGGACCUGAGGACACUCCUGAGGAGAUUCUGGCUAGGAUCGGCAGCGGGAAGUUCUCACUCACCGGCGGAUACUGGAACUCCGUCUCCCCCGAGGCCAAGGAUCUGGUAUCUAAAAUGCUCCACGUCGACCCUCAUCAGAGAUUGACGGCAGCUCAGGUGUUGAGGCAUCCGUGGAUCGUUCACAAAGACCAGCUACCGAAAUACCAGCUCAACCGACAGGACGCUCCUCAUCUGGUCAAGGGUGCCAUGGCGGCGACGUACUCCGCUCUGAGCAGGAACGUUCCACCCGUUCUGGAACCGGUCGGCUGCUCGUUUCUCGCUCAGCGGCGAGGGGUAAAGAAAGUGACCUCUACUGCUCUCUGAGGCUCCGCCCACCACACCACCCAACCAACCACAGACCUCGCGGCAUGGCGUUAGCACCCCCCCAACCCCCGACACCUAGCCUUGAAGCCCAGCUGAUACGCCCGCCUGCCCCUCGAUUACAAGAAAGCCCAGACUCUGAUGCCCCCUGGUGGACCAUUUAUAACUUCCUCAUCUCUGUUCGAAGUGGAUCGGAAAAAUCGAUACAAAUCCGGAACGUUCUGUGGACUAUUUUUUUUUUUUUUCCAGGAAACCAGAGACUCGUGCAUAUGAACUUGUAAUAUACUGUAAUAUUAGUUUUAUAAAACUGAUAGAGAACAAUCUUAUUGUAUUGAAGAGACUGGGCUGUUGUACUAAGAAAUGGUAUCAGAUAUCGAUAAAUAUAAGCUAUUUCUCAGAAAAACAA